Molecule: messenger RNA, 3141 nt
Organism: Onychostoma macrolepis
Lineage: Eukaryota; Metazoa; Chordata; Actinopteri; Cypriniformes; Cyprinidae
Gene: fig4a
Product: FIG4 phosphoinositide 5-phosphatase a
Exons: 24
Coding region: 147-2867 (906 amino acids)
Biological process (GO): phosphatidylinositol dephosphorylation
Cellular component (GO): intracellular membrane-bounded organelle
Molecular function (GO): phosphatidylinositol-3,5-bisphosphate 5-phosphatase activity
Source: RefSeq, a predicted model, not a curated record
GUUUUGUCCCAGCGCAGCCUCCGUCUCAGCUGAACUGUGACAGUCACAUGAUGCACUGUAGCGUUCCGCUUGUACACAAGGUUUCUCAGCACAUCGACACUCAUGCAGGCGCUCGCUGACUCUGAUUGACGGACUGAAGCGUCGUCAUGCCUGUGAACGCCGCUGUGAUUAGAGGAGUUCAGAAGCUGGUGCUUUAUGAGACCAGAGCCAGGUUUUUUCUGGUGGGCAGUAAUAAUGCGCAAACAAAAAACCGCGUCCUGAAGAUCGACCGCACUGAACCACGAGAUCUGGUCAUUAUUGAUGAUAAGCAUGUUUACAGUCAGCAGGAAGUGCGGGAGCUGCUGGGCCGUCUGGAUCUUGGCAAUCGCACUAAGAUCGGACAGAAGGGAUCCUCCGGUCUUUCCAGAGCCGUUUCUGCCUACGGCAUUGUGGGCUUCGUGCGGUUUCUGGAGGGUUACUAUAUCGUGUUGAUCACGAAACGUCGUAAAAUGGCGGAUAUCGGCGGCCACUCGAUUUAUAAGAUUGAAGACACGAAUAUGAUCUACAUUCCUAAUGACUCGGUGAGAGUCACACACCCUGAUGAGGCCCGAUAUGUGAGAAUCUUCCAGAACGUGGAUCUGUCCAGUAACUUCUACUUCAGUUACAGCUACGACCUGAGCCGCUCGCUGCAGUAUAACAUGACACUGCUGCAGAUGCCGUGUGACGCUGGAGAAACCGAGGAGCUCAACACCAGCGGCAGACAGGACAGCUUUGACAUCUUCGAGGAGGAGGGACUCCCCACUCAAGUUGUCCACAGUUUAAUUAACGAGCCCUACGCUAAGUAUGUGUGGAAUGUUCGUCUGCUGGAGAAGGUCAAAGACAUCGUCCAUCCUGAUUGGCUGCUCUACAUCAUUCACGGAUUCUGCGGCCAAUCCAAGCUGUUGAUCUACGGUCGGCCGGUGCAUGUCACGCUCAUCGCCCGCCGCUCCAGCCGCUUCGCCGGGACGCGAUUCCUCAAGCGAGGAGCGAACUGUGAGGGCGAUGUAGCGAACGAGGUGGAGACGGAGCAGAUCAUCCACGACGCCUCAGUCAUGUCAUUGACGGCGGGCAGUUUCUCCUCCUGUGUUCAGGUCCGAGGCUCGGUUCCUCUGCACUGGUCUCAGGACAUCUCCACCAUGAUGCCCAAACCGCCCAUACGCUUGGACCAGGCUGACCCGUACGCUCACAUCGCUGCGCUUCACUUCGAUCAGAUGCUGCAGAGGUUUGGGUCGCCCAUCAUCAUCCUCAACCUCGUUAAGAAACGAGAGAAGCGGAAGCAUGAGAAGAUCCUGAGUGAGGAGUUUUACCCGGCCAUCAUCAACCUGAACCAGUUCCUCCCGCCAGAGCACGGCAUCGAGUACAUCGCCUGGGACAUGGCGCGAUACACCAAGAGUAAACUGUGUAACGUGUUGGAUCGUCUCAGUAUGAUCGCUGAGAGCGUGGUGAAGAGGACUGGAUUCUUCGUUAAUAGACCUGACUUUUAUUGCCACACGUUACGUCCUGAUGAAAGGUGGGGAGAUCUUGGAGGGAAGGUCACACCGAAUGGCAGGUUACAGACGGGCGUUUUGAGGACGAACUGCGUGGACUGUCUGGAUCGAACCAACACCGCUCAGUUCAUGGUUGGUAAAUGUGCUCUGGCGUAUCAGCUCUACGCUCUCGGGAUGAUCGACAAACCCAAGCUUCAGUUUGACACGGACUGCGUCAGGUUAUUCGAGGAGCUGUACGAGGAUCAUGGCGACACGCUGUCUUUACAGUACGGAGGAUCCCAGCUGGUCCAUCGAGUGAAGACGUACCGAAAGAUUGCGCCAUGGACGCAGCACUCCAAAGACAUCAUGCAGACGCUCUCCCGUUACUAUAGCAACGCCUUCUCAGAUGCAGACAGACAGGACUCGAUAAACCUGUUCCUGCAGGUCUACCAGCCGUCGGAGUCGAAGCCUCAUCUCUGGGAACUGCCUACAGAUUUCUACCUUCACCACAGCGAUACCAUGAUCCUCCCACACCAGUGGCACAGUUACACACACUGGUGGACUGACGGAGUGCUGACGUUCCUGCCGGUACCGUAUGAUGAAGCUCCGUGUGAGAAGAACAGGAGGAAGGUGGUGGUGAAGCGCGUGAACCGAUACGACGAGAGCAUCGACAUCUACACCGAGUUCUUCAAGCCGUACGAACUCACCUCGUUCGACGACACGUUCAGCAUCGCCAUGACCAACUCCUCGAGGGAGUUCAUGCCGAAGACGGUCGGCCUCGACCCAAGUCCGUUUACUGUCCGCAAACCAGACGAGAGCGCGAAGUCAGUGCUGGGCAGUAAGUCCAGUAAGGAGGAGGCGGUGUUGCAGAGGAAGACGGCGGCCAGCGCUCCUCCUCCUCCCAGCGAGGAGCAGAUCUCCAGCAGCUCUGAGGAUGACUCCGAAGAUGAGCGCGAGGAAGAUGGGACAGUGUCUCAGCGCUCCACACCGAUCAAACUGUCCGAGCCAAGCGACAGCAUCCGCGCACAUGAGGAUCAGCCUCAGCAGCGUCUGCCGCCCAUGAGAGAGACGUAUGGCCUGAACCUGCUGGCCAACCCACCGGAUGAAGACAUCCUCAUAUACCACAGAUUUGCUCAUCUGGGUCAGAACCAGCACAAGGUGGAGAGAAACGAUGAUACCAAGAAAUUAGACGCCGUCAUCAGCCUCGCUCCGGUGUCUCUGUUCCCGUCGGACAGCAUCUACGAGGUUUCGGCUCCGGAGGUGGACGUCCAGAGCCGUGAGGUGUUCGAGUGUCACGUUCAGACGGGUCGUGGUUGGGUCAGGACUCUUUGUCAGGAUGACGUGCUCAUGUACCGCGAGUACAUCAAAAACAGAUACAUGUGAACAGAUUGACUGAUGGGAAAUGGUUGAAUUAUUAGAGCAGCAGUUCUCCAUACUGCUCGUUUAAAAUGAGUUGUUUGACCAUCAAAAAUAUACAACAUUCCUUUUCCCUAUAAAAUUCCCUAUUUUGUGGCGUGAAAGUGAAACAAAUCGAUUCGCAGAUGAGCUUCUGAUUCUGAGCUUCUGAAGUUGUGCCUGAUGUUAACGUGAUGUAUGAGGUUACAUAUGUACAGAAAAGAAUAAAAAAUCAUGAGACUCAGUUGAGUGUUUUUAUAUU